UGAGUUGCGUCACUUGUCCUAGCAACUCCGGGCAGAUUUUUUCCCCAACCACUAGCCGGGCUCUUCUGCUUCUUGUAACAGCCCGGGCCGACAGCAGCGUGGCUGUUGGUGGACGCAGGUGGCGAGGCGUUUGGAGCGGCUGGCUCAGCAUGCGGUGCGCGGGCCCAGCCGCGAUGGUGGCAUUUUAUGCCGGGCUUUGGGUCUCUAACCUGGGGCCGGUGCUGGGCCAGGAGGCCGGGGCCGACUGUGAAGUAUGUAAAGAAUUCCUGAACCGAUUCUAUAACUCCCUGAUAGCCAGAGGAGUCAACUUUUCCCUGGACACCAUAGAAAAGGAAUUGGUCAGCUUUUGCUUGGAUGUCAAAGGAAAAGAAAACCGCCUGUGCUACUAUCUGGGAGCGACGAAGGAUGCAGCCACAAAGAUCCUAAGUGAGGUCGCUCGCCCAAUGAGCGUGCAUAUGCCUGCAACAAAGAUUUGUGAGAAGCUUAAGAAGAUGGACAGCCAGAUCUGUGAGCUGAAAUAUGAAAAGCAGCUGGACCUGGCAUCAGUGGACCUCUCAAAGAUGAGAGUAGCGGAGCUGAAACAGAUACUGCGCAGCUGGGGCGAGGAGUGCAGAGCCUGUGCGGAAAAAACCGACUACGUGGAUCUGAUCACAGAACUGGCCCCCAAGUAUGCAGCGGCGCCCCCCAAAUCAGAGCUCUGACCCUCGGGCGCCGCCGACGCGCCCUUGAUGGGAGACGCAGUGACUCUCCAGGAUACAGACUUGUGGGUUAGGAGUAACCGGGAGCUGCGCUGUAUGUGGUCUCAUACUUUUCCUUUUGCUGAUACAACCAAUCAAGACUUGCUUACGGGGGGGUUGUAAUUAAAAUGUAAUAUCAGUGGCAUCUUACAUUUGCAGUGUGCGAAAACCUGAAAGUGCCUUUCUCAUAAUGUUUGGGAGGAUUGUAUGUAUGUCAUCGUCCGUUUCCUUAAAAUUGGGAAACGCGAACGACUGAAAAAUGGAUGAAGUUGAGUCCAAGAAGGAAGACAGUGCCCAGACGUCCCCCCUCUGUGCACUAAUUUUUAAUUAAAUAUAUUGGUUUAGGGUAAAAGAACAAUGUUUGGUUUACCUAACUCCCACCUUCAACCCUAAGCAAUAACACGGCAUAAUCAAAAGGUUUUAAAGAGUAAACUGUGUAUUUUCAACUGCA
This is a messenger RNA of Felis catus (domestic cat), 1188 nucleotides long. It is a transcript of the gene CDNF, whose product is annotated as cerebral dopamine neurotrophic factor. Gene Ontology annotation, cellular component: endoplasmic reticulum. Lineage: Eukaryota; Metazoa; Chordata; Mammalia; Carnivora; Felidae. Gene Ontology annotation, biological process: neuron projection development; dopaminergic neuron differentiation. The coding region runs from base 150 to 701 and encodes 183 amino acids. The transcript is spliced from 4 exons. The record is from RefSeq and is a predicted model, not a curated record.